AUGAGUCAGCUGCGGCUGGUCUCGCAACUAGCAGAGUUGGACAGAUUGAGGCUGAACAUCAACCUCCCGCUGCGAUGUGGGAGAAGAGACAUGGAAAGAAGACAAUCAAAGCGACGCUAUCGACAAAGCGUAAACGAUGCGGGGCCUGAGCAGCCCGUAGAUGUGACGGUGCUGACUGAGAGAUCCUUGCUUCCGUCCGCACAGGUGUACGAGCGGGCCCAUCACUUCGACGAGACCACGCUGGGCGAGCUCACGCCGCACGUGGAGACGUACCGCAGCCGGUGGCCCGACGACCUGGUCAUCAUCGUCGCGGAGGUGACCGAGCAGACGAGGAGCUGGCGAACCGCCCCGGGCAGCGAGCUGUACGCGAGCCUCAAGAGACAGCUCUCUGGGCUCACGGGGCACCGCUUCCCGAGGCACAUCAUCAACUCGGUCAUCAACGAGCGGCCCCGCCAGCCCUACGUCCCCGGCGAGGGCGGCGGCGUGCGCGGCAACGUCGCGUGGGCGCUCAAGUACCGCGGCAGCAACGGCGUCUUCCCGAACCACCCGGGGCCGGACUCGCCCGAGGCCGAAGACCUGCUGACGGAGACGACGUGGAUCGGCGCCUGGGUGGGCUGCCGGGAGGCGGUCCUUGCCGAGGAGCCGGCCGAGCCGGGCGAGCGACCACGUCCGCCCAUGGCUGUGGUCGUCUUCCCCCGGGAUGGGCGUCGUGCGCCGUCCGACCACCACUAUUACGCGAGGAGGAUGAUUGAGCAGUACAGGAAGCCGUCGACCAUGUACUGGUGGAGGAAUGUGCGCGAGCAGCCCUUGUUCCUCUUCAUGGACUUGCAUCAUCUUUUCAACAACUUCAAGACCAUUGUCGCGACGGCUGACUGGGAGGUCAAUAAGGUCAUGGAACCCGCAUCGUACAGUAGAAGAGACAAGGUGAUACCCCGGGUGGCAAGACUAAGGGAGGCAUUGAUACGAUUAUCGGAGUUCCGACAGGAGUUCAAGACGCACGAGAUAGCGCAAAGGUCAAUAGAGAAGAUAGUCCAGCACCACGGGGAACAAGACACGUACCGCCACGGCGUGCUGGUCGACCGCGUUGCCCGCGCGCGGUACCAGUCCGACCGCCUCAAUGACAGGUUGACCGACCUGGCAAACGACCUGGAGACAUCGAACCUGCAGGUCGAAAUGCUGCGGGAGCAGUGUGUCUACCUGAUGGACUCGGAGUUCAACACGGUGGCCGCCCGGACCGACGCCAGGCUGGGCAUCCUCACCCUCCUGGCUUUUGUUCUCACCCCGGCCGGCUUCGUCGUCAGUCUGUUCAGCGUGAUCGAUUCCGGCACGACUCAGCUCAUUGUUAGCACGGUUCUGGUUGCGUUCUUCUCCGUUGUGGUCUAUGUCGUUGUUGACGGGUUGUAUAGACGGGCUGAGGGGAAGACGCUGCCAAGUGCCCUUGCCGUGACGGAAAGGGACCACAUUGAUGGGAAUGGGAAGCGACAGCGACACCGCUGA
This is a messenger RNA of Diaporthe citri, 1497 nucleotides long. RefSeq lists its product as uncharacterized. Bases 1 to 1497 code for a protein of 498 amino acids. Lineage: Eukaryota; Fungi; Ascomycota; Sordariomycetes; Diaporthales; Diaporthaceae. The record is from RefSeq and is a predicted model, not a curated record. The transcript has 4 exons.